Molecule: messenger RNA, 2199 nt
Organism: Colletotrichum destructivum
Lineage: Eukaryota; Fungi; Ascomycota; Sordariomycetes; Glomerellales; Glomerellaceae
Exons: 3
Coding region: 1584-1868 (94 amino acids)
Source: RefSeq, a predicted model, not a curated record
CUUCAGCAACGACUAUCAUUCCUAGCUUCAUGGCGGGCUCGUUUUGCACCGCUUCUAGAUGAUCAUGGACCGUAAGUAAACUAUUUGAUACUGGUCCGUAAGAAGAAAAAUAACGCGCCUACUGAUCUCGUCCAGAGUGGGAAAGUAGCUACUUCCAGCGUCGGAAGCAGUAGAGAUACUGCCCCCGACGUCUCUCUGCCUGGUUAUCCCGGGAUGCUGUAGCCGGUCUUUCCCGAUUUGAAGAACGAAGAGGACGUGAUGCAGAAAGAGAACGGCAGGUGUCCGCACAAUCCUCGUCCCAAGCGAGACGACAUGUACCUCUGGCUACGCACAAAUGCGCUCCGUAUUUCUUAAAGCAGGCGAGGCGACAGUACAAGCUCUGCACGUGAUUUUGUCAUCGUCUUGACCACGAUGGCGCGGGUGUUGACAUACGUUGGUGUCGGUAACGCACGCUCGGGAUUGGAUACUGAGAGGAGACAAGAUCAUCCAGCCCAGCAACGCCGAGGAGUCGUCUGGACGCGACCAUGGUGGUUCCAGCUGGAGUUGUCGACGCCGUGCCAUCGUUUUCAAACAGAACAACGCGUAACACACCCUUCCGACAGCUCGCCGAACGAAGAAGCCUCUCGCUUCACGGUCUCACAAGACUUGCCUCGUCCAGCUCGUGCCAGGGCACCUGGUACGAGCCAGCAACCUCCCAUUGAACCCAACCACUCUGGCCCCGAGUUCAUGGAAACUUGCCAUAGGUAUAAACAAUAUAACACAUACUGGUUUGGCAUUGAGACGACAGCAUACACCACAUCGUGCGGCCCUGGUCUCCACUCGGAUACAUUCAGGUAGCAAGGGCGCCAUGCCAUUAGGAUCUGGUCCGGGCCCAUCUCUCGUCAUCCCCUCUCGCCAGCCAAAGUUCCGAGGCUGAGGUUAUCUUUGCGCUCGACCCGUUGCGCGAGGGACGACACUCGAGCACGUUGUCUGUCUUGACAGCGCCUUUGUGAUACGCUGCCUUUGGUCGUUCGUAGGUUGGCCUGUCGGAAAUCGGUUAAGUCUGGCUACCCGCACCCACGCGCACCUCUCCCACAUCCCCGGGCGACGAAUGGGAGAAAUGGAAACAAGCAAAGCCAGUUUUGACAGACGACUGCUUGAGGAAAGAAUGAUGUAUGUCUGCUUUGCAUCGCCGUUGGAAACGCUCGCUGACGCACGUUACGACACCGAAUCUUGGUUCCCAGCAAUCGGAGGAGUGGUCGAGACCCUGAUUUUCCACCCUUGUUCCCCCACGCAGAAGCAGGCUUGGGGACGUCAUUGCCGAUCGCCUCUCUCUCGCGGGGUUACACGCACGCACACACACACACACACACACACACACACACACGCACGCACAUGUGAAAGGGUGCUGCAAACCAGACCAAGUUUCGCCAUCAGGGAUAUUGUGAGAAAAUAGAUAUAAGAGCUCGACAAAGAGCUCAUGAAAAACGAUUGGAACAGUCAAUUCAGAGCAAACAGACAUCUUUACACUUGUAAUCCAAAAUCACGAUUAGAAGCCGCCGCGCGCCUCACGACGUCAAUUUUCAGCAGCAAUACACUCAACCAUGGAGUCCUCAACCACCCAAUCCCUCCUCAUCUCUCUGGCCAUAGUCUUCGUCGUCUUCGUCGGAGGCUUCUUCGCCUACCAACAGGGCAUGCUGGACCCUGUAAUCGAGCAGGUCGGUAUCAUGUUGUUCAAGGCAAAGGCCGAGGCCGAGAAGAAGAAAAUGCAGGCGCAGGGAAUGAAGGCCGGCCAAGACUUUGUUGAUGGCCAGCUCAAAGGCAACAAACAGGCGGCGGACGUUGCGGACGGCAUCGGUUCCUUAGGCGGGCUGAAGAAGCAGUUGUAAUGGAAACCGAAACAACUUGCCAAGGUUUAAAUCUAAAGUCGAUUUCGCCCGGGCACACUCGCCCCAGCAAGAGCUGCGUGGGCCCAGUCAUGAUAAACAUGAGGUUACGAGAGCGAACUAACAAUUUACUUACGUUGGCUUGCGGCAUAAUGAAACCUGUAACAUUUUAGCGUAAUAAUACGACGAAGAAGAAAAGAGGGACUCUGGGUUGCUUCUUUCGAUCCUGUUUUCGGAACAGAUCUUCGACGCUAGAAAGAAAAACCCCCGUCCUUUUAUCUAUUUGAAUUAUUUCCAGCGUUCCAUUUCCAGCGAAGCACUUUCCGACUACUUC